CCUGUGAGUCCGGAGGUUUCUCUCCGCCUCAGUCGGUGGUGAGUCUGAUGAAGAAGCGUCCUGAUGAACCGCUGAAGGCUCCUGGUUUGAUUUCUAGUACGUCUCAUUGAGGAUUUACGUGCAUGAAAAAGCCAUAAAACUUUUUGAAAUCUUGUUUUUCUCCACGCGCUGUUUGCUGACUUUGAAAGUCUGCCGCGCGCAUUUACGCACAGUCUGACGCAGCACGUGUAGGACCAAACAGAAGACCUGAGGAAUAUUUCAGCGAGUUCACGACUUGGCCCUUGGCCCUGACACUGUUGACGUUUCCAUGGAAACCAUGGCCUCUGUUUGGGCCCGUGACCUGUGUGAUCUCAGCGACCUCGGAGACAAAUCAUCUGUGUGGGAGUCUCAGUGUGUUUUGAAAAGCUCUUCUCCUGCUGGUCUGAUGUGGACUGAGCAGCUCUCCCCUCACCUCCAGAGAAACAAACAGCUGCAGGACACUCUGCUGCAGAGGGAGGAGCAGCUGGCCAGACUGCAGGACGAGAACAACAAACUCAGAGAGUUCCUCAACUCUUCUUUUGUGCGGAACCUGGAGCAAAAGGCAAAGAAACUGACCACUGAUGGGAGGAGGAAGCUGAAGAGAAACCUGAUGAACGUUGAUGACAGAGCUUUCCAGAACCGCAGUCAUGAGGUUCUAACCUCCCAGCAGGUCAGCAAGAGAGUCUGUAGGAACCUCACUACCGAGUUCUGCUCCGAGUCCUCUCAAAACUCAGAACCAAACCUGGACCUCUGGGUUCUACGAACGCUGGGACUGAAGGACCGAGACACCAUCGACACGUCGUCCAAUGACUCGUCGUCCGGGUCCAGCCUCGGGAGUUUAGUUCAUGACGCUGCAGUCUCCUCUUCCUCGUUCUCUGAGUACGCUCUCAACGCCUCCGUCAGCCCUUCAGGCCCAACUUUUCGUUAACUAUAAUAACCUUGGUCUACACCUUCUUCUGUCCACAGCUACUGCCAAAGGUCGACACAGCAAACUGAUUGUAGGUACAGUACUGCCCAACGCCAAGAAGCAAACUGCUGUAAUCCUUCCAAGUCUCCUCAGAGCUGCACAACUUCUCCAUGUCAAAACUCUGACCUCACUGUAAUCAUUACAACUGCCUUCCAGACUCCACCACUAUCACAAGAACUACCCUUUACCCAGUCACCAGGCAGACCAGAGAUCAGUCAAGUCCAAACUUUGGAGGGAAACCCAGCAAACCAUGCGGCCUACUGGCCACCAUCACAGGACACAAUACAGUUCAGUCCACCAGGAGACCAUGGAGUCCCUUUCUCCCCCAUCUCGUCUUCAAGUCCAGUCACCAACCAGCUGUGGACACCUGUCCGUAGCGUCUGUCCUACGAGUCCGUCAGAGGUAUCUCAGCCCCCCGCCACGCCUCAGACGCCUCGCAGCCGGACAGAUUUGGCGUUCAGUAUGUCCCUCAACCCGUCCAGCAGCGUCAAGACCCACAGCUUCCCCCAGGGACAAGCCUUCAUCAGGAAGAACACCGAGGGACGCUGGAACUUCACCUGGGUGCCCAGACAAGGACCAUAGGCAGCUCAGAGAAGCUCCAGGAUUCGUCUUGUUAACUGAACAAGUGUCCCAGGCCAAACUGUCAGGACUCUAAGUUCAUGUUGAACUUGUUGAUGAUGAACUUGUUGCUGUCUCCUAAGACUUUGUUCAUUGUGAUAUUUUGAUUAUACCGGACAAUGGAAGCAGUAGAACAAAGGCUAGAAAAGACCCUGAUUUCCACCGGGUGCGUUACUGCAGCGUCACGUCAGCGUUGCGUACGCCGUUGCAAAUAGGUAACACUCUAAUCAAUAAGAGCGUUUCCACCGGGCGCGCUGCGUAACGUUACAGCAGCGUCACGUCAGCGUCUCUACGCGAGCAUUAUGUAGGACUUCUAUUUCUCCGCGAGACGCUGCCAAACCGCGUGAAUCUCAACAGAGCAGAUCGCACCAGACAGGAAGUCCGACUCAGAAUCAGCGUAAAACACUUCCGCCCCUUUCAAAAUAAAACACAAUACGCAGUUCAUGCAGCCUAAAACUACUUCACAUCAACAUUAUGUUAUGACCGGGGCACCAGAUCAUCAAUCAAUCAAUCAAUCAAUCAAUCAAAGGGUCUCAGAGGAUCGGCGACACGGACGACAAGAGACUGAUUGUUUAAGUGGAACAUCAUACAAUCAUUUAUGACAUAACAUAUUGUUUUUAUAAGGAUAGAUGGUCAGAUCAACA
Molecule: messenger RNA, 2247 nt
Organism: Centropristis striata (black sea bass)
Lineage: Eukaryota; Metazoa; Chordata; Actinopteri; Perciformes; Serranidae
Gene: gmnc
Product: geminin coiled-coil domain containing
Exons: 6
Biological process (GO): negative regulation of DNA replication; negative regulation of cell cycle
Cellular component (GO): nucleus
Source: RefSeq, a predicted model, not a curated record